UGAUCUUCGGGACAGGGCGACUUUGGGGUUCGAGCUGCACGGCGGCCACCCAGAGCUCAGAGGCACUCCCAGACACAUCUGUGGGACACAAUGUCGCACCCAUCCCCCCAGGCUAAGCCCUCCAACCCCAGUAACCCCCGAGUCUUCUUUGACGUGGACGUCGGAGGGGAGAGAGUUGGUCACAUUGUCUUGGAAUUAUUUGCAGAUAUUGCACCCAAAACUGCAGAAAAUUUUCGUGCACUGUGUACAGGAGAAAAAGGCAUUGGACCCACCACGGGGAAAGCUCUCCAUUUCAAAGGAUGCCCUUUCCAUCGAAUUAUUAAGAAAUUUAUGAUUCAGGGUGGAGACUUCUCAAAUCAGAAUGGGACAGGUGGAGAAAGUAUUUAUGGUGAAAAAUGUGAAGAUGAAAAUUUCCAUUAUAAGCAUGAUAAGGAGGGAUCACUGAGCAUGGCAAAUGCAGGCAGCAACACAAAUGGCUCUCAGUUCUUCAUUACGAUGGUUCCGAGUCCUCACUUGGAUGGGAAACACGUGGUGUUUGGCCAAGUGAUUAAAGGAAUGGGUGUGGCAAGAAUUCUGGAAAAUGUGGAGGUGAAAGGUGAAAAACCUGCCAAAUUGUGCAUUAUUGCAGAAUGCGGAGAACUGAAGGAAGGGGAUGAUUGGGGAAUAUUCCCAAAGGAUGGAUCUGGUGACAGUUAUCCAGACUUCCCCAAGGAUGCAGACAUAGAUUUAAAAGAUGUAGAUAAAAUCAUAUUAGUAACAGAAGACUUAAAAGACAUUGUAAAUACUUUUUUCAAAUCCCAGAACUGGGAGAUGGCCAUUAAAAAAUACACAAAGCUUUUAAGGUAUGUCGAAGGCUCAAAGGCUGCUACUGAGAAUGCAGGUGGGGCAAAGCUGCAGCCUGUUGCUUUGAGCUGUGUGCUGAAUAUCGGCACUUGCAAACUGAAGAUGUCCGAUUGGCAGGGAGCAGUUGACAAUUGUUUGGAGGCCCUUGAAAUAUACCCAGCAAAUACCAAAGCACUGUACCACAGAGCCCAAGGAUGGCAAGGACUAAAAGGAUAUGAUCAAGCAUUGGCUGAUCUUAAAAAAGCUCAGGAGAUAGCACCAGAAGAUAAAGCUAUCCAGGCAGAGUUGCUGAAAGUCAAGCAGAAGAUAAAGGCACAGAAAGAUAAAGACAAGGCAGCUUAUGCAAAAAUGUUUGCUUCAUAAGGAAUUGAGUUUUGCUUAAGUAUGCACUGACUGUGUAAAGCGAGUAAGACAAUUAAAGGGUUUUGUCUAUUAUGUAUGAUCCCGAAUGUGUUCCCUCUGACACUUCAGUUCCCACUGUUUACAGUCUAGGAAUACGGGUAGGGAUUCACUCUUAAUAGACCAGUG
Messenger RNA from Hippopotamus amphibius kiboko, 1371 nucleotides. Its product is annotated as peptidyl-prolyl cis-trans isomerase D. NCBI's taxonomy places the organism in Eukaryota, Metazoa, Chordata, Mammalia, Artiodactyla, Hippopotamidae. Bases 91 to 1206 code for a protein of 371 amino acids. The record is from RefSeq and is a predicted model, not a curated record. Gene Ontology annotation, molecular function: protein binding; peptidyl-prolyl cis-trans isomerase activity. Gene Ontology annotation, biological process: protein folding; protein peptidyl-prolyl isomerization. The transcript has a single exon.